AUGGAAGAAGAAAGAAACAGGUUAUCCUCAGGUGGUAUACACGAUCUGCAAAAGACACCUACUUGGGCGGUAGCUACCAUUUGCUUCCUCCUCAUACUCCUCUCCAUAAUCCUUGAACAAUCUUUGCAUUUCAUUACCCACUGGCUCAGGAAGCAUAAAAUGAAAUCACUGGAGGAGGCUGUGGAGAAGCUUAAAUCAGAGCUGAUGCUGUUAGGUUUCAUUUCACUUAUAUUAGCAGCACUGCAAGGACCCAUCUCCAAUAUCUACAUACCCAGUAAAUAUACAAAAUCCAUGCUUCCAUGCCGCAGUGAUGAUGAUGAUGAUGAUAAUCAGAAGAAACUCAGGGAGAACACCACUCAUCAUUUAAACAUUAAUAAGGAGAAUGGAAUGGUUUCUCUGGUGUCUAAAGAAGGGGUACACCAACUACACAUCUUCAUCUUUGUAUUAGCAUCCACACAACUUGUUUUCAGUCUGCUCAUCAUGGCCCUCGGAAGGGCAAAGAUGAGUUGUUGGAAAGCUUGGGAAGAAGAGACUCAAUCGAUCUCUUACCAAGUGAACUAUGAUCCUCAACGCUUCAGAUUAACACGAGACACUACAUUCGUGAGACGACAUUUGCGUACAAAAUCAACACUACUUCUCUGGAUUAAAUGUUUCUUCCGCCAAUUCUUCCACUCUGUAGAAAAAGUCGAUUAUCUCACAUUGCGUCAUGGCUUCAUCAAAGCACAUAUGCCCAACAACAACAAUUUUAAUUUCCAAAAUUACCUACAGCGAUCCUUGGAGGAUGAUUUCAAGGUAGUAGUGGGAAUCAGCCCCCCUCUGUGGUUGGUUGUUGUUAUCCUCCUGCUAGCUGAUGUGAAUGGAUUGCAUUUAUAUGUUUGGAUAGCCUAUUUUCCACUAAUAAUAGUACUAGUUCUUGGAACCAAGCUCGAAGUUGUUUUAUCAAGAAUGGCUCUGCAACUCAAAAACCUGUCUCAUGUAACCAAAGGAGCACCAGAGGUGCAACCUGAUGACAAUCUUUUCUGGUUCAGUAAACCCAGAUUUGUUUUGAGUCUUCUACACUUCAUCAUGGUCAUGAAUGCGUUUGAGCUUGCUUUCUUUCUCUGGGCAUCGUGGCAAUUUGGGUUGAAAACUUGUUACCAUGAGAACGUAGGGAGCGCAGUCGCAAGAGUGGUAUCAGCGAUGAUUGUGCAAAUCAUUUGCAGCUACGUUACACUUCCAAUCUAUGCCCUUGUAACACAGAUGGGUUCCCAGUACAAGAGUAGUGCAGCUCUAGGAGAGCAAAUCAUAGAAUCAAUACUGCGAUGGUAUGCAAGGGUGAAGAAGAAUAAACAACAAUCAUCAUCAAAUCAACCUCUAUUAAGUCGUCCUGACUCUGAAAUUGAGAGCAGCAGGAAAACUAGUCCUAUGGAAAUUUCUUCUUCACCUACAGCACAACCCACAGUGACACUUGCAGAAAUUAUGUCAUCUCCUUGUGAUGAAAUCAGUGAAAUCAAAGAGGCCAAUGUUCCUACUGGGGAGGUAGUAGUAGAAUUGUCGGCUUUGGAAUCGAAGAGGAAGAAUUGA
Messenger RNA from Telopea speciosissima, 1563 nucleotides. RefSeq names its product MLO-like protein 3. NCBI's taxonomy places the organism in Eukaryota, Viridiplantae, Streptophyta, Magnoliopsida, Proteales, Proteaceae. The record is from RefSeq and is a predicted model, not a curated record. The transcript is spliced from 14 exons. Gene Ontology annotation, cellular component: membrane. The coding region runs from base 1 to 1563 and encodes 520 amino acids. Gene Ontology annotation, biological process: defense response.